This is a messenger RNA of Oryza brachyantha (malo sina), 1926 nucleotides long. RefSeq names its product CTD small phosphatase-like protein 2. The transcript is spliced from 6 exons. Gene Ontology annotation, molecular function: phosphoprotein phosphatase activity. NCBI's taxonomy places the organism in Eukaryota, Viridiplantae, Streptophyta, Magnoliopsida, Poales, Poaceae. The record is from RefSeq and is a predicted model, not a curated record. The coding region runs from base 129 to 1469 and encodes 446 amino acids.
GCCAGCACCCUGAAAGUUGUGGAAUAACCCUGAGCAAUCUUCAUCAAGGAAACAAGCUGUAUAAUCUGCUAUUCUUGUUCUAGUACAUCAAUUGGCUGCUAAUUAGGGUACUUCUUUCUUGAUUGAAAAUGUCAACAAGAAAAAAAGGCCUUGCAAGAAAUGCCACUACUGAGCAUAUCAAUCCCCAAAGCAACCGAAAAUCAAGCAGAUUAACUCAGGCUGCAGCUGCUGAUCAUAAAGUCAAUGAUCUGAUUACUUCUUCCUCCAAAAAGCAGAUUGGUGGAGGCCUUCUGAGGAAAAAUCGAGCUCUCAGGGGUGGGAAAAAAAUGAAUUCUGUUUGUGAUUCUACCGGUACUGGAAAUGAUGUCACUGAUGUAUCAAGUGGCAUUUUCCUCAAUCACAAGCAAUCUCAUGAAAAUGAUGAAAACCGUUCAUGUGAUUCCAUAUUUUCUCCCGCUUUUCACAAUCAGAAGGAAGAUGUUACUGACUGCUUGAGCAAGGGCUUAGAACACAAAGAAGUCACACAUGAGCCUACUGCUCAGAAUACCGAAUACGCUGCCAAUAGCAUGACAUGCAAUGCUUUUGAUGGUUUGAGCAAACACUCUUAUGAUAUUCAUAUGCAAUCGACAUGUGGAAGCACAUUGCUUGAAGAUGAUGAAUUCAGUGAAUUGGGUAGCCUUUCUCCUGAAGUGUCUGCUAUAUACCUUGCAAUGCAGCACUCUAAGCUAGAGUGUAUUGAUGAACAAAGUCAAGAUUCUACCUCAACAGAUGGGUGUGCUGAUCCUGACGAAACUGUAGAGCUUGAUUAUUUUGAUCCAUAUGUCUUUAUAAAAUAUUUGCCUGAUUUAUCUUUGGUUGUUCCCAAGUUUCGACCUGUUCUUCUUCCAAAGCAAACUCGGAGCUGUCCUAGAACUACCCUCGUCCUUGAUCUUGAUGAGACACUGGUGCAUUCUACUCUUGAGCCCUGUGAAGAUUAUGACUUCACAUUCCCAGUUCAUUUUAAUCUCAGAGAGCACACAAUCUAUGUGCGGUGCCGCCCAUAUCUGAAAGAGUUUUUGGAGACAGUAGCAAGCAUGUUUGAGACAAUGAUUUUCACAGCUAGUCAGAGUAUUUAUGCAGAGCAGCUACUCAAUAUUCUUGAUCCUAAAAGGAGAUUUUUCCGUCAUCGAGUUUACCGUGAGUCAUGUCUCUAUGUGGAGGGAAACUACUUAAAGGAUCUAUCAGUUCUAGGCCGUGACUUGUCUCAUGUGGUCAUCGUUGAUAAUUCACCACAGGCUUUUGGGUUCCAAUUAGACAACGGUGUCCCGAUUGAAAGUUGGUUUGAUGAUACUAAUGACAAAGAGCUCCUAACAUUACUACCGUUUUUGGAAAGUUUGGUCGGGGUGGAAGAUGUCCGGCCACGUAUUGCAAGGAAGUUUAACCUUCGUGAGAAGGUUGCUACUGCAUCUUCUCUCUCAAUGCAUUUUUAAAAGAGAAAUCAUUUUUUGGGAUGUAGAGAAAUAAAUUCAAGUGGCGACCGUUCUCUAUAGAGAACGAAAAUAUGGGGAGUUGUGUGAAUUGCUGGAAAGGACCCGAGGUGGUGAAUUGUCUGUACCCUGUAUCUUUGCUCUGGUUCAAUCCAAAUUCCAAUGUUAUUUGGACCCUAAAACCUUGUAAAAUCUGCUCUGUUGUAAUAUUUAUUUAUACCGGACGAACCAGACAUUCACUUGUUAGCGGUAAGGUAAAAAAACUCAUGAGAGUUGGCAUGGCCUACUUGUUGUGCGUUGCAGAUAGAAUUGCUCAGCACAUAAUCAAUAGAUUAUCCUCAUGGUCCAGUGAGUCUGUAAUUGUAGAAAGCAAUGUAUCCUUGUACUCCAGUCUGUACUCGUCAAAAAUAAUGUUGCAGAAAGAAUAAGGUGAUCUGUCUAAUUUUUCAGGUUGUUCAUC